Messenger RNA from Oncorhynchus tshawytscha (Chinook salmon), 1427 nucleotides. RefSeq names its product fibrinogen like 1B (gene fgl1b). The record is from RefSeq and is a predicted model, not a curated record. Lineage: Eukaryota; Metazoa; Chordata; Actinopteri; Salmoniformes; Salmonidae. Bases 105 to 1109 code for a protein of 334 amino acids. The transcript has 10 exons.
UAUAACGGGCACAGUAUCUGAACACACUGCACCUAGAAGACAGACCUUCUUUAACUCACCAACGGAAGAAACGCUGAAGAAGUUAAGACUUCUAACUGAAGAUCAUGUCUCUGAUGCUACUGCUGGUGUUGGUGUGCCAAACCAUGGCGUCACCUCGACUCUCAGCAUCAGACCCCUGUGUUCUAGAACUAGAGGAGUUGAGACGUGAUGUCCGUAUUCUGGAGAACAAACUGUUGAUCGGAGUGUGGCAGCUCAACCAUGUCAAGACACACAGCUACAUCAUCACCCCCCCACUACCCAGUAACUCUACCUUCAACCUAACAGAGGAAUACAGGACAGGAGCCUCUCUGCCUCCAGCAGGAAGCCUCAUCGUACAUGACAAGGACUGCUCUGAGCUGUAUGACAGACAGAGGCCAGACUCCGGGUUUUACCGGAUCAGACCUAGAGUGGAUCAGGAGCCGGUCCUAGUCUUCUGUGACAUGGAAGAUGGAGGGGGAUGGACUGUUAUACAGCGACGAAGACAUGGCAGGGUUGACUUCAACAGAGACUGGGUGGACUACAGAGACGGGUUUGGAGACUUUAAGCUGUGGAACGAUGAAUUCUGGCUGGGCAACGAACACAUCCAUUCUCUGGUGAAGGAAGGUGAGAACCUGGUGAAGAUAGAUCUGAUGGACUGGAGCGGAGCCAAGACUCAUACCUACUACCAGAACUUCAGGAUCACAGAUGAGAAGGAUAGCUAUCGUCUAUGGUACGGUGUGCAUAGCGGUCGUGGAGGAGAUGCUUUAUCAGGAGGAAGGGGGAUGGUGGAGCAGUGGUCUUCCUCUCUCAGUGGGAUGCAGUUCAGCACCAGAGACCAGGACCAUGACCGCUACCUACAGGGCAGCUGUGCCCAGGAGAACAGAGGAGGCUGGUGGUACAACAGGUGUCAUGCAGCCAACCUGAAUGGGAAGUUCUACCGCGGCGGAGUCUACAAUGGUCUCUAUGACAACGGUGUGGUGUGGGGCACCUGGAGAGGCCUGUGGUACUCCCUCCGACACACCACCAUCAAAAUACGGCCCCUGCUCUCCCUGGACAGCCUGGCAGGCAGCGGAGCAGGGCCAGAUGGGUAGAGGGUCCAGGAAAUACUGAGGCUUCAGCCAGCGCUAGGCCUCAACACAUGGAGCCAGUCAACCACCGAAUCACCUGCAGUAGAAAGUAUUAGGGGCUUUAAAAAACAUUAUUUUAAAAAUAUAUUUUCAUUUAUUAUUUGUUAUUUUCCAAAUCUUUUGUCAAAUUCUUUGUAAAUAUAUAAAAUGUUAAUGAGGCUUUGUCUUCCCAGUUUCAUAGUAUUGUUGACACAUUAAGGUCACAGCAGGGGAAUGAUGUAGUUCAGACGUAUAUGUUUUGAACUAAAUGCAAUUCUGCAAUAAUAAUAAAUGAGAGUUAUA